This is a messenger RNA of Phaeoacremonium minimum UCRPA7, 1800 nucleotides long. RefSeq names its product putative caib baif family enzyme protein. NCBI's taxonomy places the organism in Eukaryota, Fungi, Ascomycota, Sordariomycetes, Togniniales, Togniniaceae. The coding region runs from base 1 to 1800 and encodes 599 amino acids. The transcript has 3 exons. The record is from RefSeq and is a predicted model, not a curated record.
AUGUCGCAUUCCACCCACAAGAAAUCGCAGCCGCUCUGUCACAUUGUGACAUCGGUAGGCAUGCUUGGCUAUGGCAUUAAUGCGGGCCAGACCAAUGCCGCAUUGGAACGAUUCACCUCGACUGGUAUACCUACCGCAAUGAUCUUGGAGUCUGGUUCGACGGACAGUGGACCACAGAAGCUGGCACUUGGGGGUAUGACCGUUCCUUUGGGAUCAUAUAUUCGGGAUCUACGCAAGUUGCUUGCAUCGGCAUGCCGUUACAAUAUGCCGUUGAUCUUCAGUUCGGCAGGAGGUAGUGGCACUGAUCACAACACACGUGAGCUAGCAGAGGUGAUUAAGAGUCUUGCAGCCGAGAUAGACACGAUGGGGCUUGAGCCUUUCCUUGAUGCCCUCUCUGAGCAUCCAGACUUGCACGUGCUUGUCGGUGGCCUAGCCUAUGACCCAGCACCGUUUGUCGCGUUUGCGCAGCAUUGCUAUUCGAAACUUGGACUUGGACCAGCAGACGAAAAUGAGCAUCUUAUCGGUGGAUUUACACAUAUCGGCAAGAUCAUGGAGUGCGCGGGACUCUGUGCAAUUCCAAAAGACGGUGGCGCUACUGCAACUGUCUAUGUUGAUGGGACAUUUGACGUGGUUCCAAUGGCACCGACAUCCAAGUGCACAACUCUCUCAGUUGCAGCACAUACUCUGUAUGAGAAGAGCCGUCCCGACAAGCUGUACGGUCCGGGUGGGUAUCUAAAUCUUACAGAAGCUGAAUCUACGCAACUUGAUGAUCAGCGCACCGUCCGCGUUCGUGGCGGGCGAUUCGUUUGGUCUGCUGAGGAUUCUGAAGCGGGAGUUUAUCAAGUCAAACUCGAGGGUGCCAAGGCUGUAGGUUACCGGGCCAUGUACGUGGGAGCCAUCAAAGAUCACAUUCUUCUUGGCCAGAUCGACGAGUUUCUUGGCAACGUGCGCGACUUUGUCGCGAGCGAGCAUGCUGAUAUCGAAGGCUACUGGGACCUUCAGUGGCAUGUCUAUGGUAAUGCUGAUUCUUCUGAUGCCCCCAAGGUCUGUAUCAUCGGCGAGGCUUUAGCAUCUACGCAAGAGCUUGCCACAAACCUUGUAGCAAAUGCUAAAGUAGGCACUAUCCAUACUCCGUAUGAGAAUCAGAAGGCGACAAGUGGGAAUCUCGCUCAUGGAAUCGGUGGCAUCUACACCGUUCCUCUAGGCCCAUGCGCCGAAUUCUGCGUGUACCACCUGAAGGGUUUGGAGCCCCAGGAGAAGAGAGGAGGCUCGAGAGGGACUCUAUUCUGGACCGAGAGCUUCAUAAUCGCCCGUCAGGAGGGAUCUUCAAUCAAUACUAAAGGAAGCCACACCCAGCCUCUUGGAAAGACGAAGGUCAAGAAACGUUUUCAGAACGGAAAUCUUUCGAAUGAACAGGUUCUAGGUAAGAAUCCGGUCUUGGGGAACAUUGCGCAGGUAAUUCGAUCCAAGAACUCUGGGCCAUAUGAGAUUACGUUUGAUGUGUUGUUUGCUCGGGAAGAUGUAUAUCGUGCUAUCAAAGAGGCUUCACUCCUGGACACUAACACCGUAGCGAAGCUCUAUGGCAUCAACCCGGAGCAAGUGAUUUGGUCUGGGUUCUUUGACCAAGCUCGGGCAUACAAAGCAACAAUCCCGCGUAUGAGACAAGGCCAACCUGCAGCCGCUGGUGGUUUUAUGGAGGACGAUGUCCAUGGCUCGCAGAUGUACAUGCCUCUGUUGAGAUUGCCGAUCCCGGAAGAGCUGGUAUCAGAACUCAAGUCAAUAUUGAAAGUGACGGAGUGA